ACAAGCCCAUGGAACCAAUGGAAGUAGAACCAGAAGUAGUACAAAUGGAGGAAGAUUCCCCUGAAGUAACAACAUCAAUCGACGAGCAGACCCAGCGUGGCUAUCGAAUAUGGAAAAAGAAUGCACCGUUCAUAUAUGAUUACUUGUCUACAAACUCUUUACUUUGGCCGUCAUUAUCGGUCCAGUUCUUUCCUGAUGUAACCCAUAUCAACCACAAGGAAUCACUUGAAAGUGAAGAAACCCAGGAAUCAAAUGAAGAAAUCAUCGCUCAGAGGCUAUUACACGGUACUUUCACCCUAGGACAGGCAGUAGAUAGCAUUUCCAUAUUGCAAAUACCAACAUUCAAGAACCUUAACCAGAAUAUCAAGAUAAACAAACUUGACUACAAUCCAGAUAAGGAAGAGUUGGAAUUCUCACCUUCAUCUAACAACAAGCUGAAAGUGUUACAAAAGAUUAACCACUUGGGCGAUGUUAAUAAAGUAAGAUAUAUGCCUCAAAAACCAGAUAUUAUAGCCAGUGCAAAUAACUUGGGGGAUGUAGUGAUUUACGAAAGAACAAGACAUAAAUCUUUCAAGAAUUCUCUUAUUGACGAUACCGAUAUAAGUAAAGCUGAAAUCAGACUUUCAAAUCUGAUACUCCCCUCCAAAACAGACAUAUUCGCACUUGAUUGGAAUCAGAACCAGGAAGGAUUGCUCUUGGCCGGUGAUAUGAAUGGGGUUAUUAGUUUAUAUGAUUUGAAGGAAUAUUCCACUCCAGAAUUGGAACAAUGUCGCUACUUUGAAAAUGAUACUGGUAUAAACGACAUAGAAUGGUUCCCUACUCAUGACUCCUUGUUUAGUACAGUUGAUGACAAAGGAACAGUCAAGAUUUACGAUACAAGACAGAAUGAUGCAGUUAUAUGCAGCCAAAAAAUCUCAGAACACGGGGUAGACAGCAUAUCUAUGAACCCUGGAUUCAGUUCUGGGAUUGCCACCGGUGAUAGUCAAGGUGUGAUAAAGAUAUGGGAUUUACGAGCUUUUAAACAAUCAAGUCAACCGGUUAAACAAAUGAACGCUCAUACGGACUCAAUUACACAAUUAUAUUGGCAUCCAAAGUAUUCCAAUGUUCUUGCAUCUUCCUCGAGCGAUCACCUGGUUAAAUUUCACAAUGUCUCCAAUGAAGAAACCUGUUUCUUUACUCAUUUAGGUCAUAUGUUGGGUGUGAAUGACUUCGACUGGUCAUAUGCCGAUGAUUGGAUGGUUGCUAGUGUUGCUGAUGAUAAUUCGUUACAUGUUUGGAAACCUUCUCAUACUGUGACUGACAGGUUCAAAACAGCUUGAGUUUAGAGAUAAUUUAUCACCGUUAAUAUAUAUAUAUAUAAUCUUUUUCUUCUUUAUUGUAUUUGUAUAGAUAUGUAUAUAUUAUCCUAUUUUCUUUUGCUAAAGGAUCAUUAAUAACUUAAAUAACAACUACAUUUAGUUCUUGGCAAAUAAUCUUUCCACUUCAGCCAAAGAUUCAGCCAAGACCUUGUCUUGGAACUUUGGAUCUUCAAUGGCCUUGUUAACCUUUUCAAUAACAGACUUGGCUAAUUGUUCUUGUUCCAAUUGUCUUUGUUGUGCUUCGAAUCUAACCCAAGAGUCUAAAACGGAUUUGGCUUCAUGAGCAACAGCAAGUUGUUGCUUCAAGACAAAAGCAUCAGCUUCCAACUUGGCGGUUUCCUUGGAAAGAGCGAAUAAGUCUUGAGUGGUUUCAACAACAUUCUUUAAUUGGGAAACGGUAGCAAUUCUAUCAUUGACACUUUCAACGUGCUUAACUCUGGAGGCAUUCAAUAUGUCACCAACCUUCUUGAUUUCACCAUCAGCCCAUUCGGUGUAUAAUGGAGCAAUAUAUUUAACACAUAAUAAAACGAAAGCACUGAAAGUACCAAGUAAAAUAGUUUCAUCAUGGAUAACAAUUAAACCGUUGGAGAUACCGUAGACAGCUGCGGCAGUGGAGGUGGCUAAAACACCAGUCUUGGAUAAUAAAUUGUUACCUGGUAAGGCAUCGAUGAUGGAGGCGGCCUUUUGCUUUGGUUCAACUGGUUGAGUAGAGGCGAAUCUUAAACCAAUUGCCAUACGCAAACCCAUUGGACGGGCAGCUCUCAAAGCAAUUCUGUUAAUCAUAGACAUUCUUGAAUAUAUUCC
Spathaspora passalidarum NRRL Y-27907 is the source of this 2162-nucleotide messenger RNA. RefSeq lists its product as uncharacterized. The transcript is spliced from 2 exons. Gene Ontology annotation, molecular function: histone binding. Gene Ontology annotation, cellular component: cytoplasm; Rpd3L complex; nucleus. Gene Ontology annotation, biological process: regulation of gene expression. The record is from RefSeq and is a predicted model, not a curated record. Lineage: Eukaryota; Fungi; Ascomycota; Pichiomycetes; Serinales; Debaryomycetaceae. Bases 9 to 1319 code for a protein of 436 amino acids.